AUGGAAAAAGGAACUGAAGAAGUGUACAGAAGUGAAGAAGAAGAAAACUCAGAAGAGUUAGAAGAUAACGUUUUCCCGGAUGAAACAGCAAAUUUUGAGCCCACGAACGUGGUAAAAGAAACCUCUCCAAAAACCGAAGCAGUAGAUAAUGAGACCAAGCAAGGGGUAAAAGUGACCGUUUCUCCAAAAACCGAAGCAGUAGAUAAUGAGACCAACAAAGUGAAUGUAACCGCUUCUCCAAAAACCAAUGAUGAGUCCACGACCAAGCGGGGUGAGAAUGUCGAGCGUAUGUAUGAGUUAGAAGAAAAUGUCCCUCUAAAAACUGGGCAUUGGCAUUCAAAUAUGUUCGUGAUAGUGAGUCGAAAAGAGCACAAAGCUGUCGCUUAUGUUGGAACAAAUGGAGCCUUGUAAGU
Messenger RNA from Strongylus vulgaris, 413 nucleotides. NCBI's taxonomy places the organism in Eukaryota, Metazoa, Nematoda, Chromadorea, Rhabditida, Strongylidae. The record is from the annotation of a GenBank genome assembly.